Molecule: messenger RNA, 875 nt
Organism: Myotis lucifugus (little brown bat)
Lineage: Eukaryota; Metazoa; Chordata; Mammalia; Chiroptera; Vespertilionidae
Gene: PSMC3IP
Product: PSMC3 interacting protein
Exons: 7
Coding region: 35-736 (233 amino acids)
Biological process (GO): homologous chromosome pairing at meiosis; meiotic joint molecule formation; meiotic strand invasion involved in reciprocal meiotic recombination
Cellular component (GO): condensed nuclear chromosome; DNA recombinase auxiliary factor complex
Molecular function (GO): double-stranded DNA binding; recombinase activator activity
Source: RefSeq, a predicted model, not a curated record
GUCCGGCUUUCGGAGUUUGGCGGCGGGAAAGGCCAUGAGUAAAGGCAGGGCUGAAGCGGCGACUGGCGCCCCCGGCGUCCUCCUGAAGUACCUGCAGGAGCAGAACCGGCCCUACAGCGCCCAGGAUGUGUUUGGGAACCUGCAGCGGGAACACGGGCUGGGCAAAGCGGCCGUGGUGAAGGCGCUGGAGCAGCUGGCCCAACAAGGCAAGAUUAAAGAGAAGAUGUACGGCAAGCAGAAGAUCUAUUUUGCAGACCAGGACCAGUUUGACACGGUGAGUGAUGCUGACCUCCAAAGCUUGGAUGCCAAAAUCGUGACCCUCACUGCCAAGGUGCAGAGCUUGCAGCAGAGCUGUCGCCAAAUGGAGGCUGAGCUGAAGGAGUUAACUAGUGCCCUGACCACACCGGAGAUGCAGAAAGAGAUCCAGGAGUUAAAGAAGGAAUGUGCUGGCUACACAGAGAGACUGAAGAACAUCAAAGCAGCCACCAGCCAUGUGACCCCGGAGGAGAAAGAACAGGUGUACAAAGAGAAGCAGAAGUACUGCAAGGAGUGGAGGAAGCGCAAGAGGAUGGCAACAGAGCUGUGUGAUGCAAUCCUGGAAGGGUACCCCAAGAGCAAGAAGCAGUUCUUUGUAAGUGGUUCUCUUUCUCUUCCUUACUCCCCUGGGGUUUCGCCAAGAGGUCUCAUUCACUUGUCUCAUUGCCCCACAGGAGGAAGUUGGGAUAGAGACAGAUGAAGAUUAUAAUGUCAAGCUCCCAGACCCCUGAGAGCCCCUGUGGUAGGACUGGGUUAUGGGGACAGAGUCCCAGACUGGCUGCCAGCUUUUUUUAUUGUUACUGCUGCUUUCAACCUUUGAGCAGGGCAGUUGGGAGAGG